AUGCCGAGCUCUUCCAGGGCUUCUUCAAGUACAACCUUAUCGAGUACAGCGACUUCUUCAACUUCCCCAGCGAGAGGUAGCGACGGAUGUGUUAUUUGCGAUUCGGUUGUGUCCUGUCCUGUUUGUGCUUCAGGAGAGUACUGCGUCAUGACUUCAUUAACAUGUGACAGCUGUCCUUCCAAAUACUGUGCAAAACAAUCUGACUCACAACUGAGUAGUUUAACUACCUCCUCCUCCAGUUCUAGUUCUAGUUCUAGUUCUAGUGGUAAUUCAACUGGAAAAACUCCACUUAUUGUAGGGUUCACUGUGGGAAUUGUAGGUGGAGCGAUGCUUAUUGUCUUAGUGGCGUUAUACUUUAUCAAUAAGAGAUAUUGGAAGCCUAAAAGGCAAAGAAAUAAGGCUUUGAAACUGAAAGAGGCAGCGCAGAACUACGGGAACGAUGAAGAGUAUUUUGAUGACGAUGAAGAUGACGACGACGAUGACGACGACGAUGUAAGUGACGGAGAUAUGGGAAAGAAUGAAAAUCAUACUCUUUUCAACGCCACAUUAGUACCUCCCACUCUCAAUAUUCCAGGGAAUAGAAGUUCUACGUCCACUACACGUACAAAGGCCUCGAAUAUCUUACCUAUUGCCUAUAUUCCUGGUGUGACAAGCGGUCUAACUGCUGAUAAACUGCAAUCAAAGCUGCGUUCGAGUUCUAAAAGACAAAAUGCAGCUGGUGACAUUAGAUCACAUAUAACUUUAGGUUCAUCUAUCUUGGAUGGUAUAGAUGAGGAAGAUGAUGAGCACAAUCUGGGCCCCAAUAAGGGAGUUCAUAGUAGGGACGCAGAGGAUAACCUCAUAACCGCUAUUCGUGCUAAACCCAAGCUCGUUCAAAUAGCUGAGGAAGAGAGUGACAAGGAGAUUCAGGACCUGGUUGUCACCGAGCAACAAACAGAAGCUGACGACGUUGCUGACAAUCUUCUACAUAUUGCAGAGAACAACGAAAGCCAAGAUCAGAACAACGAUGAUGACGAAGAAGAGGGAAGUUUCAUACUGGAUUUAGAAAUCCCAGAAUCGAUACGCGAGGGAACUCAGGAUGGUCGUACUGAGAGUCCCUUCGAGGACAAGUUUGAAAUACAUGAUGAACAAUAA
Saccharomyces mikatae IFO 1815 is the source of this 1134-nucleotide messenger RNA. RefSeq names its product Opy2p (gene OPY2). Lineage: Eukaryota; Fungi; Ascomycota; Saccharomycetes; Saccharomycetales; Saccharomycetaceae. Bases 1 to 1134 code for a protein of 377 amino acids. The record is from RefSeq and is a predicted model, not a curated record. The transcript has a single exon.